This is a messenger RNA of Plasmopara halstedii, 780 nucleotides long. Its product is annotated as proliferating cell nuclear antigen. Gene Ontology annotation, cellular component: PCNA complex. NCBI's taxonomy places the organism in Eukaryota, Oomycota, Peronosporomycetes, Peronosporales, Peronosporaceae. The transcript has 2 exons. Gene Ontology annotation, biological process: translesion synthesis; leading strand elongation; regulation of DNA replication. Gene Ontology annotation, molecular function: DNA polymerase processivity factor activity; DNA binding. The coding region runs from base 1 to 780 and encodes 259 amino acids. The record is from RefSeq and is a predicted model, not a curated record.
AUGUUUGAGGCAAGACUCCCACAAGGUCGCAUUUUCAAGCUCAUUGUUGAGGCAAUGAAAGAUUUAAUUUCCGAAGGGAAUAUUGACUGCACUAAGUCAGGCCUCGCACUUCAGUCCAUGGAUGGGUCACAUGUAUCACUAGUGUCGCUAUUACUACGUGCUGAAGGGUUUGAACAUUAUCGUUGUGAUCGCAAUAUCUCGUUAGGUGUACAAACAGCAUCACUAUCUAAGAUCCUGAAAUGUUCUGGUAACGACGAUGCUUUGUCACUCUCUGCUGAAGAUAAUGGUGAUGCUCUUAAUAUUAUGUUUGAAGCAACUUCUGGUGAUCGUGUUUCAGACUUUUCACUCAAGUUAAUGGACAUUGAUAGUGAACAUUUGGGCAUCCCUGGUACUGAAUACGUGGCAACUGUACGCAUGCCUGCUGGCGAAUUUCAACGUAUCUGUCGGGACUUACAAACGAUGGGUGAUACUUGUACAAUUGCUGUUGGUAAAGAAGGCGUGAAGUUUUCUGUCUCGGGUGACUUGGGUGCUGGAAACAUUACUUUAAAAAAUAAUACGGCGGCUGAAAAAGAAAGUGAUCGUGUGAUUAUUACAAUGGAAGAACCAGUUGAGCUUACAUUUGCUCUUCGAUAUUUGAAUAUGUUUGCCAAAGCUACGCCAUUGUCGGAGACUGUUACGUUAAGCAUGUCACCUGGUAUUCCUGUCGUCGUGGAGUAUGCAAUUGGUGACAUGGGAUAUAUGCGCUUUUAUCUGGCACCAAAGGUUGAGGAAGAUGACUAA